UCAAAACAUUUUUGUUUUAUCAUUUGCAUUUUAAGUGCUGUGGAAACGUCGGUUAAUUGGAAUUCCUCAAAAAAGUUAUAGCAACAAUGGUCUCCAAGUCAUUGUUUCUGGCAACAUGCAGUUUUCUGACCUUAGUCGCCUCACUGGUCGCAUUGCCGCCGCCUUCAUUCCACCAAUUGAACCAUCGCGAAUCGCGUCUCCUUCCAAAUCGUGUCAUUGCUCAAUUUCCCGCCGGCACUUGGAUUGAGAAUAUUGCCGUUCGAGCCAAUGGCAAUCUCCUUCUCACAAGUUUCCUGCCAGACGCUACACUAUACGAGGUUUCUGACUUGGACUGUCUCUCGCCAACCGUUACCCGUCUAUUUACCAUAGACUCAGUCACCAGCUUAUUUGGGAUAGUAGAAACAUCUACAGACGUUUUUGCUGUUGCUGGCGGAAAUUUUAGCCAGUCAACAGGGGGUGUUAAAGGGACAUCUCGUCUUUGGAGCAUCGAUUUCAGACAUGGCCAGUCCUCUUAUCCAAGGCUGAUUACUUCUAUUCCCGAUGCGGUUCUACUCAACGGCGCGACAACAGUUCCUCAAAGCAGUCACAUAGUUCUCCUAGCGGAUUCGAUAUUGAACACUAUUUGGCGUGUUGACGUGGUUAAGGGCACGGUGGAUAAAGCGGCUCAAUUCCCGCCACAGGACACUGCCCCAUCACAGCCCGUAACUAUUGGCAUUAACGGUAUUCACAUCCACGAUGGGUUUUUAUGGUUUACAAAUGAUACAUCAACAACCAAUCCGUCCACGGGCAGCCCUGAAACCUCCAUGUAUCGAAUCCAAAUUGACAAGAAUGGAUACGCACCUCUCAACACCGCACCCAAGAAAACAAUUACCCUACCAUCAGAGGCACUGGAUGACUUCAUAUUUGGCCCCGACGACAGAGACAUCAAGUGGAUAGCUACAAAUUCAGAAAACAAAGUACUUGCGGCUGCUCCAGAUGGCAGAUAUGUCCGUGUUGCUGGCGCACCCAGCUCUUUCGAAGUUGCGACGGCAACGGCCUGUCAGUUUGGGAGAACAAGCCGGGAUUCGCAUGUUCUUUAUGUAACCACUGGCGGUGGGAAAAUAAACGGCACAACGGAAGGAGGCAAAGUGCAGGGUCUCGAUACUAGUGGAUUCAGCUUUUGAUGCAUACGAGUAGCUGCUGGUUUAUGACAAAUGAGCUGUAUACCAGUAGGAGAGGCAGUGCGUCAUAGACGAUAAAUCAUAUACUAUCUGCCAUGCAUUUCACACAUGGAAGUUAUGUCCAGAAAGAGGGUAGUCACGAACAUCUGCAGAGUAAACUAAGUAGCCUAAGCAUUAGUGCCCGUAUGUUUGGGGGCCGGAGGUUAUUAAAAGAUGACAGGAUGUUAAAAUGUUACACUAUUCACCCACAGGUUUCGGCUUCUCGGAUAUCAUUUGGUUUACAGAAACAAGGUGCUACGCUGCCCUCUUUAAGCCCCUGAAGGCAACAGCAUUUCUCGCUACGCUUAAGAUAUGCUAUUUAAGAUACUGUCACUUGAAUUAGUGCGUCAGAAUUGGCUAUAAGAGAAGAGAGCAAACGAAAUACCAUGGGAAGGUAGUUAACGCUUGGC
Trichoderma harzianum CBS 226.95 is the source of this 1609-nucleotide messenger RNA. RefSeq lists its product as hypothetical. The record is from RefSeq and is a predicted model, not a curated record. The coding region runs from base 87 to 1163 and encodes 358 amino acids. The transcript has a single exon. Lineage: Eukaryota; Fungi; Ascomycota; Sordariomycetes; Hypocreales; Hypocreaceae.